GGAAGAAAACUUAGUAGCGUAGAAGAAGAUGGGGGAGGCCUGCUGGAAAUUUAGCGAGCAUACAAGAUAAGACUGCAUUUUAAAAAAAAGUUUUUUUCCAGCAAUGAGCAGGUUAUGAAGGUCUCUCGGUGUGGGACAGCUCUUGCAAUGCAGCAACGUGCCAGAAUGAAAUACAAUGCUUGGAUACUGUGACACCGCCAACUGACAAUAAUUCACAGACAUGCCGUGGUGCCAAAACAACAAGUGGAAAUAUCAUUUUUAACCCACUCAGGCUUCUUCACACACCAGAAGUAAAAGCCCAAACUUAUCAGUUUUUUGUUUAGUUAAAAAAAAAUAUCUGUUUUCUGUUGGUAAAUAAGUUUUUAAGCAGCUAUCAUCCCAGAGAUCAUGGUGGAUAAUCGUUAUGCCACAGCUCUGGUGAUCGGCUCGGUACUGAGCCUGCUGGCAACAGUGUACCUCUCUGUGGCCGUGGGAACUCAACACUGGUACCAGUACAGCAGUCCACCGAUCAAACACAAGGGCAGCAACGCCUCGGAGCUCAAAGGGGAGUUUAUCAAUGGCGACUUUAACGAGAAGAAAUACAGCGGUGCCAUGUUUCGUCUCAACGGCACUCUGGGACUGUGGUGGAGGUGCAUCAUGGUGCCCAGCCAGUCACAUUGGUUCGACGAGCCAGACCCCAAGCUGGAGACCUGGUGUGUGAGCUUCACUCUUCCUCAGCAGUUCGCCGUAAAGUUAAAACACCCUGAAGAGCUCAACGAUGAAGAUCUGCUCAGAACAUACUUGUGGAGGUGCCAGUUUCUCCUGCCCUUGGUGUCACUGGCGCUGGUAUUCCUCAGUGUCCAUGUUGGGGUCUGUGCCUGCCUGUGCCGUACAUUCACCCCAAUCCUGGGUGUAGGAGUACUUCAUCUACUUGCUGGUCUGUGUUCUUUGGGCACUGUCUGCUGUUUCCUGGCUGGGGUGGAUUUGCUCCACCAGUAUUCCAGACCACCAGAAGGGGUAGAAGGCUCGUUGGGCUGGUCCCUCUACCUCGCCCUCAUCUCCUUCCCUCUGCAGAUGAUGGCAGCUGCUUUAUUCCUUUGGGCGGCCAGAAGUCACCGCAAGAACUACACCCGCAUGACUGCUUACAGGGUAGCAUAGAAGACAGAGACUGCUCUGACAACAGUAUACUUUAAAACAGCCUAAGACUUUCUAAAAAAGAAGUGGUUUCUGGUUGAGGGGAUGUAAAUAGAAUGAAACGUGCUGGUUGUAACUUAUCACUUCCUCUUUAACAGUCUCUUAUCCGAUUAAAAAGAAAACAUAUACAAACCUAAAGGCAGGAAUACACUAAACAAGUUUGCAGCUAAUCACCAGAAAUACUCUUAAAUAUGAGUUUAAUAUUUUUGAGUUUGUUAUCUCACCUUUUUUCUUUCUUUUUUUCUUUUAUUUUUUAAUGUAUAUGUAUCUUACCCAAAGCAUGUUCUUAUGUAUUGUAUUUAACAUCCAGAUGUCACAGGUGCUUUGUAAUUUCUGGUGUUAACUGUGUUUCUGUGCAGUAUUUCAUUGCCUUCUCUUGGGUUGCCACUGCUUCUAAAGCUGCUCACCACAUUGCCCUUAAGUCAGUUCUCGAUUCUUAACGUGCACUGUCACACAUUUUCUGACCUGGAGUCGUCCAAGUCGAGGUAGCUUUCUCUGUAAGUGCAUGAAAAAUAUUAAACAAGCCGAUUUUUGUUAAGUGUUUGGUUUGUUCUGCUUUUUGCGUUCUCUUAAAUUACCAAGCCUUUUGCUGUGCAUGCCUUUCAAGCUGACAUUUCUGUCAUCUGUGGUAAUUGUUGAUUUCAGUCUGUGGUAUAUUCUGACUAAAUGUCAUUAAAUGUCACCCGCUAAAAAUGAAACCACUCAUCGCUCAUUGUCACCUGUGUUUGUAGAUCUAAUAUGUUUUAAUGAGAUUAAUUUGAAUGUUAAACUGAACUGAUUUGAUGCCACUCCAAGAAAUCUGUGACCUUCAGCCCUAAACCUUACUACUGCCAUUUUACAAUCCUAAUGGAGAAGUUUCACUGUUUUAAAGUCUUUAGAUGACUUUAAAUUGUGCUUGCAAUCUGUUGUCCUUUCAGUUCCAUCAGUGACUGGUUUGGUAAGCAUCAUUUAAGCCUUUCAGAUGUUUGUAGCUGAUACCAUCCAGUCACAGACUCGUAUUCGGAACAACUGAAUUUGCAAAAUCUUCAAGUGCAAAUCCUUGAACCCAUGUCUUCACACUCAACGUCAGUGUGGAAGAUGAUUGGAUUUGCUACUUUUUUGUGUGUGUUAGAUUCCAAAAUUACUAAUUUCUUAGUACAAAAUACAGAUUGUGAUGUUUUUGUGUCACAAUGUUUUGUUACACAUCCGAUGUGUAUACACUGUGGCUUUUGUAAAUGUUUUUAUGUAUUCCGAAGCACACUGUACUUGUUUGUGUUUUAAUACAUUUGACAUUUGCUGACUGUUGCGGCAGUUUCCGUAAUAAAGUGAAUUCACAAAGUA
Molecule: messenger RNA, 2493 nt
Organism: Stegastes partitus (bicolor damselfish)
Lineage: Eukaryota; Metazoa; Chordata; Actinopteri; Pomacentridae
Gene: cldnd1b
Product: claudin domain containing 1b
Exons: 5
Coding region: 388-1137 (249 amino acids)
Cellular component (GO): membrane
Source: RefSeq, a predicted model, not a curated record